AAGCCGAAGGGGAGCCGGGAACCCGGAAGUACUUGUCGGCAGAGGCCUGGGCGACUCUUUUGAAUGGAAUCGGGCUGAUUCAUCGCCGGUUCUCGGAGCCAGGUCCUUGUUGAGUGUGAGGCGCUGCUCCCGUCGCCGGGUUGCCGCAAAGCCAGGGGAGAGAGAGAGAGAGAGAGAUAAACUACUUGUGAAAAAUUAUACCUGCCAAAAUUAGGAAGAAUUGGAGUUAAUAAGGAACUUGCCAAAUUCAACAAAUUGAAGCCCAACACUGUAAGAGUGAUAGUCACUGAACAGAAAUAUGGACAGACUUCUUAGACUUGGAGGAGGUAUGCCUGGACUGGGCCAGGGUCCACCUACAGAUGCUCCUGCCGUGGACACCGCAGAACAAGUCUAUAUCUCUUCCUUGGCAUUGCUAAAGAUGCUAAAACAUGGCCGUGCUGGAGUUCCUAUGGAAGUUAUGGGUCUCAUGCUUGGCGAAUUUGUUGACGAUUACACCGUUAGAGUGAUUGAUGUGUUUGCUAUGCCACAGUCAGGAACUGGUGUCAGUGUAGAAGCAGUUGAUCCAGUGUUCCAAGCCAAAAUGUUGGAUAUGCUGAAACAAACAGGAAGGCCUGAGAUGGUUGUUGGUUGGUAUCACAGUCACCCUGGCUUUGGCUGUUGGCUUUCUGGUGUGGAUAUCAACACUCAGCAGAGCUUUGAAGCCUUGUCGGAGAGAGCUGUGGCAGUGGUUGUGGAUCCCAUUCAGAGUGUGAAAGGAAAGGUUGUUAUUGAUGCCUUCAGAUUGAUCAAUGCUAAUAUGAUGGUCUUAGGACAUGAACCAAGACAAACAACUUCAAAUCUGGGUCACUUAAACAAGCCAUCUAUCCAGGCAUUAAUUCAUGGAUUAAACAGACAUUAUUACUCCAUCACUAUUAAUUAUCGAAAAAAUGAACUGGAACAGAAGAUGCUGUUAAAUUUGCAUAAGAAGAGUUGGAUGGAAGGAUUGACACUUGAGGACUACAGCGAACAUUGUAAACACAAUGAAUCAGUGGUAAAAGAGAUGUUGGAAUUAGCCAAGAAUUACAAUAAGGCUGUAGAAGAAGAAGAUAAGAUGACACCUGAACAGCUGGCAAUAAAGAAUGUUGGCAAGCAGGAUCCCAAACGUCAUUUGGAAGAACAUGUGGAUGUGCUUAUGACUUCAAACAUUGUCCAGUGUUUGGCAGCAAUGUUGGAUACUGUUGUAUUUAAAUAAAGCAGCCUAGAGAGCUGUCAGUGCCACUCUGUGUACUUCCUUCAUUGUCCUCCUGCUCACAGUGGAGCUCUGCGGGUGAUGUGGUGGCAUGGCCGUCACCUGUGCCGCUUCCAUCGCAGUUGUGCAGUUGCUUCUGGUUACUUAGUCAGGUUCUGCAGAUUCCAAUGUUGUUCAGGAAUACAUCAAAGUGGACAAAUUUUGUUAAGACCCCAUUUACUAUUUGAAAAAAUCAGUAGCACAAAUAUAUUUUGAUUGUUGCUUACAAAAUAAAAUACAUUUACAAUCCA
Alexandromys fortis (reed vole) is the source of this 1518-nucleotide messenger RNA. RefSeq names its product proteasome 26S subunit, non-ATPase 14 (gene Psmd14). The record is from RefSeq and is a predicted model, not a curated record. Gene Ontology annotation, molecular function: protein binding; proteasome binding; metallopeptidase activity. NCBI's taxonomy places the organism in Eukaryota, Metazoa, Chordata, Mammalia, Rodentia, Cricetidae. Gene Ontology annotation, biological process: protein deubiquitination; proteasome-mediated ubiquitin-dependent protein catabolic process. Gene Ontology annotation, cellular component: proteasome regulatory particle, lid subcomplex. The coding region runs from base 299 to 1231 and encodes 310 amino acids. The transcript has 12 exons.